AUGAGAGCUAAGUGGAGAAAGAAGCGCGUUCGUCGUUUGAAGCGUAAGCGCAGAAAGAUGCGUGCUCGCAGUGAUCAGUAUGUACUCUUUAACUGCUGGACUAUACUCGCAAUCAGCGUGUACAGAAAAUUGAUCGCCCCUCUAGUAACCACCCCCGGUGUGAACGUGCCCCAAAACCUUCAUUUAAAACCAUACCUCAAGGACCGAGCAGAUGGCUCUUUAUCAGGUCGCUCCACACGGAACAAGGGCAUUGUCUCGUCCGAACUACUCCUGCAGACUUCGGAGCAUCCAAAGAUGGAUUUCGUGGGUCGCGAGGCCGAAGACGACGCCGAUUCGCAGUUAAAGCAUUACAUCGCCGUUGUGGAUCCCGAAAAGAAAAGCUGGCAGUUUGUUGAGGUGCGGAAGGUGACUCUUCGUGGAGCAGUGAGGAGAACAAAGGCUGCUGCAGAUGAAGAGGAGGAGGUUGAGAGUGAAGAUGAGGAGAUGAAAACGAUGCGCGCUCAACGCACAGAACUCACCAAUACAUUCGGUACUAAGCAGUCCCGCAAAGCAGCGCAGUCCAUGGCCGAAAAUGCCCAACUCUCCAAUGCCCCCGCUGGUGCUGCCUCCGCCGCAGAAUCUGCUAUUCUUUCGUCCAUGCCCCUCGACUCCGCCACCGACAUUGCUACGAAGACCGCUGCGGUGCAGGCUCAAGUUCAAGCUAACAAACCACUGCCUCAAGCCAAUCUGGCAGCGUCUCAUCCUUCCGAUGUGUAUCCGAUUGAUGUGCUUGUUCCGGGAGGUCUGUCCACCCUCCAGCAGCUCCCGGGCACGAACGAGUGGCAGGAGACCGUGAACUCCGGAGAAGCCGUCGCCACCACCUCACGAUAUGUGUCUCGCCGGGUGGAAGCAGUCGUCAACUCAACUAAUGCCACCCAGCUUCAAGUUCUGCGUUUUAUCUUCCUCCUCCUCGAGCUUGCCCGCGCCCUCCGCUCGGGCAAGGACUCCAAAUCGUCCGGGCCAGGUAGCAAACGUCUUCCACCUCGCGAUGAACUUCGCCGCAUCCUCUCCUCCCCCACUGGCGCCAAAACCGACUCAGCCGAAACCCUCCCAGAUCCCGUCAUCGACGCCAUCCGCCGCAAAUUUGCCCCGCAGGGCACCCAUAUCACCAAGAACGAUAUCACCUUCCUGCACACCACCAUAUGCGCCCUAUCGCUGCACAUUCCCCCUCAGCCAGCCAAAGACGGCGGCUCCAGCUCUCUAGGUGGAAACGCCCCCAACGAACUAGCAACUGACCCGUCGGAUCUGCGCGACGAUCUGCGUUUGGAUAACACGGUCAUCACGCAAUAUUUCCGCGAGUUGGGUUGUCGCGUUGACAAGCCACGCGAAACGGAAUUCGCCAAAUGGGGUAUUAAGGGUGGUAAGGCCGAAGCCAAUGCUAGACGUGUGGCUAGAUUGAGGGUCCCCGUCGAGUUCCCCAAGGUUAGCCGUGGUGGAAAGAGGUAA
Molecule: messenger RNA, 1485 nt
Organism: Aspergillus oryzae RIB40
Lineage: Eukaryota; Fungi; Ascomycota; Eurotiomycetes; Eurotiales; Aspergillaceae
Product: DNA-directed RNA polymerase I subunit RPA49
Exons: 3
Coding region: 1-1485 (494 amino acids)
Biological process (GO): RNA polymerase I preinitiation complex assembly; translation; transcription elongation by RNA polymerase I
Cellular component (GO): ribosome; RNA polymerase I complex
Molecular function (GO): structural constituent of ribosome; DNA binding
Source: RefSeq, a predicted model, not a curated record